Molecule: messenger RNA, 2657 nt
Organism: Eremomyces bilateralis CBS 781.70
Lineage: Eukaryota; Fungi; Ascomycota; Dothideomycetes; Eremomycetales; Eremomycetaceae
Exons: 3
Coding region: 136-2601 (821 amino acids)
Source: RefSeq, a predicted model, not a curated record
UCGAUGCGUUCCUUUCAUCGGACACCAUGAGAAUUCUUGACCGGCAGGGGGGAGACUGAGCAAAAGGAAGGAAUCUUACUCCGGUCCUGAUAUGCGCUUGAUUGAGAACCACUCGCGGCUCGCCACCGUGUCACUAUGGAACCGGAGAGUCCACGCCGUCGGGAAGGCCGAUGGUCGGUAUCCCGUAGCCUCAGUAGUGUGUCCCGUCGAAUGGUGCGAGCUCGUGCAAGCAUUUCUAGCUUUGUUGCUUUGAAGUCCGCCGAGGACGCAUCCCUCCCUGGUGAUGACAGUGUCGGGGACAAUGAUUUUAUCCCGAGUCGCACUUCGUCACUGGUGCAACGGUCCGUCUCACAGUCUCCAAAGAAGCGACGCGAUAUUUCCGCGUUGAACUGGACGGUUCAUGGCGACCGUUAUCCAUUGAUGCACAUGGAUCGCUCGUGCACGAGUGAGACCAGCGCCGAGCAGCCUCCGGUCUACAGGUCCUCCGGAAUUCUCCAUGUGUCGACUUUCAGCAGGAGCCGUCACAAAAGAGACCCGAGUAUGUGUGACGAUGUCUUCGAGGGGCGGCAAGAUAUUCCACGUUCAUCUCCCAUUCCUAUUCGCGCCGCGCCUCCCAGACUUGCGCCUCUCAUGGAUGUCGAUAUCAACACCGAUUCCUUGGAGUCGAUGAUCAGCCAAGAAAGCAGCCGAAUCUACCGCACUGCCAAUGGAAGCAGCCCUGAGCACAAAAUUUUCGGAUCACUGGAGUUGGACGACAAGCCGCCAAACUAUGAGCAUCGAGGAUUUACCGAUGCACUCCAGCCUGCGAACACCACGGAGAAGGCACAAGAUACGGUCCCAGCCCUUGAGCAUCAAGCACGUACCAGCAGUGCUUUUGCUGAUCGGGAACCAAAGUUUAAAAGCCCCACGACUUCCUUCCGGACGGAUUGUUUCAUCACCCCGAUGCCAGGCACCGGAUUUCCAUUGGAACCGAACGCAGCGGAGACCCCGCGUCGGAGUCGUCGACGAGAAGUCCGACCCCUUCCGCAUUUGUCACUGGACGCAGCCACAGACCAGAUCUUCCAUGACCUCGAAGUUGCUGCUAGGGAAGAACCAGAGAAGGUGACGGAGACGGUUGAGCAGCAAACAGCUCACGAAGACGACCCCGAAGACGAGGAGGCAACGGCCAAGCUGACCGACCAGCAUGCAGAAGAUGUCCCUAAGGGCACCAUCCCAUCAUCCGCGGUUGCCUACGUAGCCAAAUCGGAUGAGUCCCAGCCGUCGCCUAUCGAGGGAGUCAGUGUUUUCCAUCAAUCCGGCCGAAACUCACCCGUAUUCGUCUUGACUGCUCCUCUCGAUACUUCCGCCCCCCGACAGGAAUCUGUGGAAAGUACCGUAUGUGAACCUGAAGGAGCCAAUCUCCACGUUGAAAACGGACGCCACGCCCCAGACUGUACUAUGAAGGACCCCGAGGACGCAGUUGAAGACGAUCGUCCGUCCACCAAUGACACAUCGGUACAAACCGCGAAUGAUGGAUCGCAAGAUGAUCGUAGCACCCUUCGAACACUGAAGAUGAGCCAGUCGGAUGAGGAAUUGAUGGAGGAAUUGCAUCGAUGUCUCAAGCACGACGAGCACGAGAAGCAGGGCGAGCAGGGCGAGCAGGACGAGCAGGACGAGCAGGACGAGCAUGAGGAAUAUGACGAAUAUGACGAGCAGGACGAGCGUGACAGGAAGGAGGAAUAUGAGGUGUAUAAGGACUAUGACGACUAUGACGAGCAGGAAUGGAAGGACUGGCACACCGUGCAUGACGCCCAUGAGUUCCAAAUCUGUCAAGACUGUCGGGACUGGCGGGACUGGCGGGAUUUGCGGGAUUGGGAGGACUGGCGGGAUUGGGAAAAUUUCGUGGACGAGCAGGCGAAGCUGAAGAAGCUGGCAAAGCUAGGCGAGAAGGCCAAGAUGAACAAGCUGGGCGAGCAGGACGAGCAGGACGAGCAGGCCAAGCUGGACAAGUUGGACGAGCGGGACGAGCGGGACGAGCAGGCCAAGCUGGACAAUCUGGACGAACAGGACGAACUGGAUGAGCAGGCCAAACUGGACAAUCUGGACGAGCAGGACGAACUGGAUGAGCAGGCCAAGCUGGAUAAGCAGGACGAACAGGCCACACAGGAUGACCAGGACCACCAGGACCAUCAGGACGAUGCUGCCAGUUCGACAACCUCGACUGCAACCACCGCCGAACCAGAGUUAAACGUUACCGAAGUGAGUGGUGAUCAGCAUGCACGCCCAUGGUAUGGAAUGUUGUUCCGCCUGCAUUCAGACUCGAAAGGACCUCUCGACCAGGCCCGGAACGAGGCUGACGAGUACAGCGAUGUUCAAGGCAGCAAAACACGGGAGGACAAUACCAACUCAGCCCUGAACGAUGGGUUAGACGGAAAGGACUCUACACCAUUGACCUCAUCCGGAGAUAUGGGAUGCCAAACUGAUGAAACGCGAUCCAUCGACGACGAACCGCAGUGUAAGACUGAAUUGGAUGCCACCCAUACCUGCGAGGUCAGCACGAAGUGCCCAUCCUGUCUCCGCAGCUCUGGGCAGCAGGAUUCAGAAGGUGUAUGCGGCCAGUAAGACUAUCGACCUAUGGUUGGCCACUGCUCGUGGCUGGUUCUGAAGUUGUCUAGGAC